AGGAGCUGACCAGCUGGAUCCUGCUGAUAGUGUGAAGGUGGUAGGCUGAAGAGACGGUCCAUUUGGUUUCGGCUAGGAAUGGCUGCUCUGAACCAAGGAAAGCUCAGCCCAGAGCCUGAAAGCCCAGUCACUUCCUGGGGACUGAAGAAGGACUGGGACCAGCGAAUAUUUGUGAACCGCAGCCUGGCCCUGGGUAAGAUCAGAUGUUUUGGAUUCGACAUGGACUACACUCUGGCUGUGUACAAAUCUCCUGAUUAUGAGGCACUGGCAUUUGAGCUGCUUCUGGAGAGGCUGGUCUGCAUUGGCUACCCCCAUGAGAUCCUCCACUAUACCUACGACCCUUCCUACCCCACCAGGGGUCUAGUCUUUGAUGUACUCUAUGGCAACCUGUUGAAAGUGGACACCCAUGGGAACGUGUUGCUGGCUACUCAUGGCUUCUCCUUCCUUACUGAGGCUGAAAUCUGGAGUUUGUACCCCAGCAAGUUCAUUCAUCGAGAUGACAUCCAAAGAUUCCACAUUCUCAAUACCCUCUUCAACCUUCCAGAAACAUACCUCUAUGCCUGCCUAGUGGACUUUUUUACCAACUGCUCCAGAUACAUUAACUGCGACACAGGCUACCAGCAUGGGAACCUCUUCAUGUCCUUUCGGAGCCUUUUCCAGGAUGUGUCUGAUGCCAUGGACAACGUCCACCUGUUGGGCUGCCUGAAGGAGAAGACCUUGGAGAAUUUGGAGAAAUAUGUGGAGAAGGACGCUCGCAUUCCUCUCCUACUGGGGAAGAUGAAAGAAGUUGGGAAAGUGUUUCUGGCUACCAAUAGUAACUACAACUACACCAACGCGAUCAUGACCUAUCUGUUUGACUGCGGCCAGGUGGAAGCUUUGGCUCGGCCCUGGCAAUCCUAUUUUGACCUAAUUGUGGUGGACACACAGAAACCACGCUUCUUUGCAGAAGGAACAGUCCUGAGACAGGUCAACACGGACUCAGGGAAGCUACGCAUUGGAACGUACACGGGGCCCCACCAACACUGCGCUGUCUACUCUGGAGGCUCAUCCGAUGUAGUAUGUGAGCUGCUUGGAGUGAGGGGGAAAGACAUCCUGUACAUUGGGGACCACAUCUUUGGCGACAUCCUCAAGUCCAAGAAGCGGCAGGGCUGGCGUACCUUCCUCGUGGUGCCCGAGCUGGCUCGGGAGUUGGCUGUCUGGGCUCAGGAGAAUGAGCUAUUUGAGGAGCUGCAGAAACUGGAGGUGUCUUUGGCUGAGCUGUACCAGCGCAUGGACAGGAGGAGCUGCGGGCUGGAGGACAUCGGCUCCACCAAGAGAGAGAUUCAGAGGGUGAGUCGGGAGAUGGACCUCUGCUAUGGCAAGAUGGGGAGCCUGUUCCGCUGCGGCUUCCGCCAGACCUUGUUUGCCAGCCAGCUGAUGCGCUACGCGGAUCUCUACUCCUCGUCCGUCCUUAACCUGCUGCACUACCCACUGAGCUGCCUGUUCGGGGCUGCGCCAGUGCUGAUGCCGCACGAGUCGGCGGUGGAGCUGGAGAGGGGCCGUGGAGACCCCGUGAAGGGCCACAGGAAUAUGAAAAACGUUCUGCAGGGAUUCAUGGAGGGCCACGAGGGUGAUGAGGUGUGAGACUCCUUGGGGAGGCCUGAACCGUCCUACCAAAACCAUGUCCCAGGAUCCCCUCGCCUGAAGCAUUUUGGGUCUUGUUUUCAGAUCCUGGGAGAGUUUCGAAGGAGGUGGGGAAGAGAAGUCAAAUUAAUUCAGUUUAUUUUAGCAAGCGUUUAUGCAACAUCUUCUGUGUGCCCAUCAGUGUGCUAGACACUGAGAAAGUAAAAAGCAAAACAGAUCCAACCCCAAGAAGUUUAUAUUCUACUGGGGAUGGGGGGUAACGAUUUGUACAAGGAUAAUAAGCCAAUACAAAAUAUAGGUAAAAUAAAUACAGAGUAUUGGGGAGGGGACGCACUCACAACUGGGGGAAUCUCGUCAGAAAGACUCUUGGGCAUGAGCUGAAGGACUAGUUUGUUUCUAUUUCUGGACAUUUAUUUCCUCUAUAAUUGCUGUUAGGAAUGAUAUUAUAUGGUUUGCUAUCUGCUCUUUCUAGAUCAUUAUUAAAGACAUUGGAUGAAACACUCUAACAAUAAUAUUUUUGACUCGAUCAAAUAAAACCAUAAUCAUUUUGAACUUUAGAAUCCUAA
Monodelphis domestica (gray short-tailed opossum) is the source of this 2189-nucleotide messenger RNA. It is a transcript of the gene NT5DC4, whose product is annotated as 5'-nucleotidase domain containing 4. The record is from RefSeq and is a predicted model, not a curated record. Lineage: Eukaryota; Metazoa; Chordata; Mammalia; Didelphimorphia; Didelphidae. Gene Ontology annotation, molecular function: 5'-nucleotidase activity.